AUGCAUGGCAAUUUUAGUUUAAUCAUUUCUGCUCCACACGGAGGAAGUAUUUUGCCGUCGGACAUUCCGAAUCGUGCUGAUGGCUGUUUUGAUUCGAUUCUUAAUUCAUGUAUCUGGACGCACACAUGCAAACCAAAGAGUUCGAAAUGCUCGGUGACCACCGUUGAAGAUUACCUGAGCAAUGAAUUUGCGCAAAAUGUGGCUAAAGAAUUAGUAAAAAUCUACGGCCUAUCCCCAUUUUUGAUCAUUGGUCAAUGGAGUCGAAAAAAAGUCGAUUUUAAUCGAGAAAUAAACGAAGCCACACUCAAUCAUUCGGAGGGUAUAGCUGGUCAUCGGAGUUAUCAUAAUUUUAUUUUGGAUGCAAUUGCUAAAGUAAAACAACAGUUUGGGCGCGGGUUAUUACUGGAUAUCCACGGGCAUUCUCAAGGUAAUUACACAAUGAUUGGAUAUCUUUUAACCGGUAGCGAGCUGAACAAUGAUCAGUUACAUUUCCCAACGUCCAUUGAAGAAAUUAUUCAAUCGUCGUGUGCUAACAAUCGAAAAGAAUGUUUAAAAGGUAAAAUCUCAUUUGGUACGAUAAUGGAAAAAAACGGUCUUGGGAUUGCCUAUCCGUCUCAAAAUAACCCAAAGCCUGGGAAAGAAGUAUUUUAUGGCGGCGGAUAUAUUACGCAAAACUAUAUAAAAUCAAUUAAUGCAAUUCAGACGGAGUUACCCUAUGAAAUACGCGCUGGGAAUCAACGAUACCAAUAUGCACAGAAAUAUGCAACCGCUAUUUACCAGUUUAUGACGGCAAACAAUUUGCUGAUCAAAACAUGA
This is a messenger RNA of Didymodactylos carnosus, 816 nucleotides long. The record is from the annotation of a GenBank genome assembly. Lineage: Eukaryota; Metazoa; Rotifera; Eurotatoria; Philodinida; Philodinidae.